CAAAAAUCGUAGAUCUAUUUACCUCAUGGCAUGGGAAGUGUUGCUGGCGGAUAAUCCGCGUGAAACAAAGUGAUAUCAUUUCUAGCCUUGGAAGCCAAGAGAAGUACAUCCACUGCCUUUUGCGGAUAUUCAUACAUCAACAUGGUGAUUCUUGGCCAUGAACUCUUUGCAACAAUGGCAGCACUCGAACAUAGAGCAUUGGAAGCUACUGGCAUACAUGUGUCUCUACUGCGGUUUGCCAUCAGUUUUGUCGCUUCAGUGCCUGUUGGAGCGUUGUUUAAAUUCAUCCCCACAGUCAGAGGAAAGCAUACCUUCGCCAUCGUCACAGGCUUUGCGCUCCUGUAUUACCCUUUUGGAAUUGGAGUGCUUCACCUGCUUGUGCCAACCUUCCUGACCUAUCUGGUCAUGCUGCAAGUCCGAGAAAAUAGCGCCACGCUAUCUUGGGUGAUCAACUUUGCAUACCUGAUCGCAUGCCAUGUGGCAGCAUCCAGUGGAUCAAAGUGGAAGGAGGGGCAAGUGGAUUUCACAGGCGCAAUGAUGGUGCUCGCUCUGAAGCUGAUCUCAGCCGGAGUGUCGUACCAGGAUGGAUUGCGCAAGUCUGAGGAACUGACACCUUACCAGCAGGCGCACAAGCUAACUCAGAUGCCGAGCGUGCUUGAAUGGCUGUCUUUUACCUUUGCAUCCGGUAACCUGCUGGCAGGCCCCUACUUUGAGCUGGCAGACUACCUCAAUUUCAUCCAGAAGAAGGGCCCAUGGGAUCCAAGGUCAAAGCAGCCCACCGCUGCCAGCCAGUACAAGGCGGGGGCACUGCGAUUCCUCAAGGCUCUGAUCUGCCUUGGCGUCCACUUCUUCUUUGUGCAGUACCUCCCGAUUGACAUCCUCAAUUCCGAGUGGUAUUACAAGCUUGGGAUGGUGGCCAGGAUGUCAGUGAUGUGGCUGGUCGUGGUGGUAUACCGGUUCAAGUACUACUUUGCGUGGGCGGUGUCAGAGGCGGGCCUGAUUUUCUCGGGCUUCUGCUUCAACGGGUUCAGUGACAAGGGGGAGGCGCGCUGGGACCGCUAUGCCAACACUCGCAUCCGCAAGGUGGAGUUUGGCACCAGCGCCGCGGAGCUGCCCGCCCACUGGAACACCUGCACCGGCAACUUCCUGCGCAGAUAUGUGUACGAGCGGCUGACGCCGCGGGGCAAGAAGGCCACUUUCAAGACUCUGCUGGUGACUCAGCUGGUGUCCGGCAUCUGGCACGGCCUGUUUGCGGGCUACGUGCUGUUCUUCGCAUCCUCGGCGUUCCUGUUCGAGUCGGCCAAGGUCAUCUACCGCUACGAGCAGGGGCUGGGCCGCCGAUGGGACUUCCUGCGCACCUUCCCUCCCCUCCUCUUCAUCAAGUUCCUCUACACCGGCUUCGUGCUCAACUACAGCGCUGUCGCCUUCCUGCUGCUGGACUUCUCGGUGUCCAUGAAGGCAUGGAAGUCAGUGCACUUCCUGGGCCACUUCCUGAUGCUGGCCAUCAUCCUGGUAUCGAUGGUGAACCCUCCAAGGCGGCCGCGCAAGAAGGACGUUGCCAAGUCCGACCAAGAGGCCACACCCUCAAUCAAGACUGGUGCGUCGCGUCUGUCCAGAAAUGCCUGUUGCUGCUCUCCUUGA
Molecule: messenger RNA, 1641 nt
Organism: Coccomyxa subellipsoidea C-169
Lineage: Eukaryota; Viridiplantae; Chlorophyta; Trebouxiophyceae; Coccomyxaceae
Product: membrane bound O-acyl transferase family protein
Exons: 9
Coding region: 142-1641 (499 amino acids)
Biological process (GO): lipid modification; triglyceride biosynthetic process; phospholipid biosynthetic process
Cellular component (GO): endoplasmic reticulum; membrane
Molecular function (GO): acyltransferase activity
Source: RefSeq, a predicted model, not a curated record